Emys orbicularis (European pond turtle) is the source of this 5784-nucleotide messenger RNA. RefSeq names its product Rho guanine nucleotide exchange factor 40 (gene ARHGEF40). The transcript is spliced from 23 exons. NCBI's taxonomy places the organism in Eukaryota, Metazoa, Chordata, Testudines, Emydidae. The record is from RefSeq and is a predicted model, not a curated record. The coding region runs from base 1 to 5784 and encodes 1927 amino acids. Gene Ontology annotation, molecular function: guanyl-nucleotide exchange factor activity.
AUGCCGUCCCAUGCCUCAGGGCCUCAGCUGGGCAAGGAGCCCGAGCCAGUGGAGGACUGUGUGCAGAACACGCUCUCAGCCCUGUACCCGCCCUUUGCGGCCACAGCACCCACGCUGCUGGGGCAGGUGUUCGAGGUGGUGGAGCGGACGUACCGGGAGGAUGCCCUGCGCUACACCAUUGAGUUCCUUAUACCUGCCAAGCACAUCCUGGCACGCAUUCAACAGGAGGCCUGUGCCCAGUACAGCGGGUUUGUGUUCUGUCACGAGGGCUGGCCGCUCUGUCUGCAUGAGAAGGUGGUGGUGCAGCUCAGCUCCCUGCCCUGGCAGCAGCUGUGUCCUGGUGACUUCUACCUGCAGGUGGCCCCCUACCUGUCCCGUGCGCCCCGCCUGGUGCUCAAGUGCCUGUCGCCGGACGGGCGCAGCGUGCAGGAGCUGCCGGUGCUGCCUGACGCCUACCCCUUCCUCUUCACUGCCGAGUGGCUGAACGGCAUCAACAAAGACCGGCGGGCCGGGCGGCUGGAGCGUUGCCUGCUGGCAGCUGAAGAGCGGGUUCUGCGCCUGCCCUGGACCGAACUCAUCUGCCCGCAGUUCGUGCACCAGGGCAGCUUCAUGGUGGGGCGGCGUUGCCUGCCGGGCCCCAGCCCUGAGGUGCUGGGGGCUCGCAGCCCUGGGGACGGGGGCCACUCAGGCGGGGAGAGCCAGGAGGCGGAGGGUGGGGGCCUGGAGGGGGAGUAUGUGCAGCUCCUGGAAAUCAGCCCACCCCAGCACGACGCCCCCCCAACCCCAGUGUCCCCCAGUUCCCAGAGCCGCACCCUGCCCGCCCGCAAGGGCCAGGGCAAGGGCCGCAACCGGCGCCACCGUGCCUGGCUGCACCACAAGCCCAGUCGGGAGGAGACUCUGCCCAGGAACCGGCCCCGCAGGACCUGGGAAGGGGGGCGGCCAGGGGCGGAUCCCGGCCAAGCAGGGCUCCUCCGGGGCUGGGACCUACAGAGGCCAUAUGGGGAGACUGGAGGGCUGAGGGCCAGCCACAGGGAUGGGCAGGAUCGGGGGGGCCCUGCACACAAAGUGGCAGCACAGAGUCGGGGCAAAGAGGGGCGUCUGCCUGGGGAGAGGGCAGGGGAUCCCAGCCUGGGGGAUGAGCAGCAGGGUGGGGACCCUCCGGAGGGGCAGCGGGGAGGGUAUCCCAGCCUCGGGGAGGUGCAGCGGGGCAGGGACCCUGAGGAGAAGCAGCGGGAUGGGGUCCCUGGGGAGAGGCAGCAAGGAGGGGAUUGCAGCCUCAGGGAGGUACAGCGGAGCGGGGACCCUGAGGAGAAGCAGCGGGAUGGGGUCCCUGGGGAGAGGCAGCAAGGAGGGGAUUGCAGCCUCGGGGAGGUACAGCGGAGCAGGGACCCUGGCCCCCCAGCCAUCUCUCCCCAGCCCAGCACUGUGGCUGAGGUGCAGGGUCUCAGUGAGGGAGGGGGGCAGGCGGUCUGGCCAGCUGCAUGGCCUAGCCCUGGGCAGCGGGAACAGAGCCAGGGCCUUCCAAGGCCGAGCAGCCCCCGGCACGAGGCUCCCAGCCCUGACCUGAGGCCAGCCAGAGCAGAACCACCAGGAGCCAGGACUAGCCCCCAGCAAGGGGCCGUUGGGGACUCUGCUCCAGGGCUGCCACACCGGGCUGCCAAGGGCAACCGCAGGAGGAGAAAGUGGGGAGGGAGAGGCUGCCCCACCAGUGUGGAUUGGAAGGAGCCUGGGUCUCCUGGGGCAGGGGUGGGGGACGCCCCGGCUGGCACCAAAGAGGGGGGUAUCCCUGCUGGCACCGGACUCCCUGUUGUCCCCACCCCAGGAGAGGGGGACAUCCCCCCGAGCACCAAAAAGGAGGGCAGCCCUUCUGGCACCAGACUGCCCAUUACCUCCACCCCAGGAGAGGGGGGUGUCCCCCCCAGCACCAAAGAAGGGGGCAGCCCCUCUGGCGCCAAACAGCCUGUUGCCACCACCCCAGGAGAAGGGGGUGUUCUCCCCAACAGCACAGAGGGGAGCAACGCCUCUGGCACCAGACUCCCCAUUACCCCCACCCCAGGAGAGGGGGGCAUCCCCCCCAGCAGCACAGAGGGGGGCAACACCUCUGGAACCAGACUCCCCAUUGCCCCCACCCCAGGAGAGGAGGGCAUCCCCCCCAGCAGCAUGGAGCCGGACAGCCCCUCUGUCACCAGACUCUCGGAUGCCCCCACCCCAGGAGAGGAGGCCAUCCCCCCAAGCCAAGAGGAAGAGACUUGUGCUGACUGCCUCGGGCAGGGGGCCCUCACAGCCGCCCCGGCAGAGGCUGCAGUCCCCACCGGCGCAGAGGAAGAGGCUGCCCCCGGAUCGCUGGAGAGGACGGAGGCUGUUGGUGCUGGUGCAGCCCCCUUUGUGGAGAGUGUUUUGCCCCUCACGGGGGGUGCAGGAACCUGCUGCCCCGUGGAAUCCCUACCCCCCACCUCAGCCCCUGUGGGGCAAGAUGUAGACUGGGAGCUUUUGCGCUCAGGCAUCUUUCAACUGACAGGCGGAGUAGACCGGAUGGGAAGGGCCUUACUGACCGUCACCCCCCAGCCCCCAGGGGAGCCGGCCCCAGCCCAGGGGGAACUGAGCCAGGCCUUGCGGUACCUGCAUUCGCUGCUCAGGAAGGAGCAGCAGGAGCUGGGGCUGACCGUGCUGCUGGAUCUGCGGCAAGGGGGGGCUCUGUCCCCCCACCCCCCUGCACUGCUGCCAGCCCUGCAGGAGCUGCAGGAGGCUUCACCAGCUCCUGUGAGCCGCCUGCUGGUGCUGGCCCCACUGGAGGGCCGCGAGGAGCUGCCCCUCACUCAGGAGGCACUCGUGCUCUCCCCAGGCGACCUGCCUCAGUUCGUGGACCCGGAGCAGCUGCAGCCGACUCUGGGCGGGACCCUGCAGCACUCACAGACCCAGUGGGUGGAGAUGUGCCAGGCGCUGGAGCAGCUCUGCGGGCUCUGCCAGGGCGUGAUCCAGUCGGUGCAAGUGGCCAGUGCCGAGUUGGAGGCAUCAGAAUUGGCCGAGAGUGACGAGGCGCUCUCUGUGCGGAUCUCCGGGCACAAGGAUGCCAUGCAGAAGCUGCUAUCAGACCCACGGCUGCUGGAGUUGCAGAGCAGCGGGGGGUCCCUGCUGGCUCAACUGCCCCCACCAGAGACCUGCAGUGCCCAGGCCGUGAGGGCUGCCAGCUUGUAUCAGGAGGUGGACGAUGCCAUUCAUAGGCUGGUGCAGCUCAGCAAUCGGCGCCUGGGGCAGCUGGAGCAGGAGAGGGGCCGCCGGCAGAUGACACAGGCGGUGGGCUGGCUGGCUGACCGUGGGGAGCAGGCGCUGGCAGGAUUCACCCCCAUGGAGGUGGGGGAUUCGGUGUUGGCCGUGGAGGAGACGCUGGCGAAGUUUGAGGCUUUUCACACCCUCGCCAAGGAAUGGCUGGCCCGGGGGCAUGAGGCUCUGCAUCUGGUUGGUGAUGGGGACCUGGCAGCUGAGAGGCAGCAGCUGGAGAGCUUCGAGCGCCGGCUGGAGAGCUGUGCGCACACCAUGCACAAUGCCCUGCGGCUGCACCGCUUCCUGCAGCAGGCUCAGGACUGGGCCCUGGAGGGUGUCCGGCGCCUGUCGGCCAUUGAGGACGGCGCAGGGCCGGAGGUGGUGCUGGGGACGCUGGGCCGGUACUGCCAGCAGCAUGGCGAGAUCUCGGACAGCAUCUUCCAGGAGAUGCGUGGGCUGGCGGUGCAGAGUCCCUGGGCGCUGCGGGAGUUGGGGCGCUGCCGGGCCCGCUGCCAGGAGCUGGGGCGCCUCCUGCAGCGGCGGCUGGAGGUGGCAUUGCAGGCUGGACCCCCACCCCGGCGCCGGGCUGACAGCACCAGCGCCUCCUGCUCACCGCAGCGCCCAGUGAGGGGCCUGGGCACUGGCCUGGGCUCCUCCCGCAGCAUGAGCUGCCUGCUGCCCCCGCCCGGCAGCCUCUCCCCUGGCCUGUGUGAGGUGCCCUCUUGCCACUCACUAGCGUCCCCCAGGGGCCCCAUGGAGAAUAGCGACGAAGAAUGGAGCCCCCCUCCCACCAGCACCCCCACCUCUGCCUUCUUCCAGGCACCCACGCUGCCUCUGGGCACACUGCCUCCCUGCCAGGCUCCUGCAAAGGGUCCCCCCAGCACGCAGAGGGCACUGAGCGAGCCUGGCCCUCCCCGCCCCAGCGUCCUCAUUCGCGGGCUGGAAGUGAGCAGCCAGGAGGUAGUGGACAGGACCUGCUCGCCCCGGGAGCACGUGAUGCUGGUUCGCAGCAGCGCCCAGAGAGCCGAGGCGCCAUGGGGGGGCACGCCCAGCACUGAGCGGAAACGCCGCCUGGGCGCCCAGCAGCGGCUGGUGGCAGAGCUGAUCGCCUCGGAGCAGAAGUAUCUGGGCUGCCUGGCUGAGUUGCUGCCCCUGGAGUCGGGGUGCCAGGAGCUACCCCCCGAGCUGAAACGCGAGUGCAGUGCCUUGGAGGGCACCCGUGACCGGCUGCUGGGCUUCCACCGCACCUACUUCCUGAAGGAGCUGCAGGGCUGCGCCAGCCACCCCCUCCGUGCAGGGGGCUGCUUCCUGCGAUAUGCGGACCAGUUCAGUCUCUAUGCCCUCUACGUGAAGAACCGGCAGAAGCUCGAUGCAGCACUGGCCUCUCAGCAAGCUGCCAACAAGACAGCACACAGCAGCCUAGAAGGUCCCUGGGAGGACACGGCGCUGGCAAGUACCCUGCAGAGGCCCCUGGAGCAGCUGGAGCGCUAUGGGCGCUUUCUGGAGGAGCUGCUGCAGGAGACGGACCUGGAGCAGGCGCCGGAGCGCGAGGCCUUGCGGGCAGCGCAGCAGCUGCUGGAGUCCCAGGUGCAGCACGGCAGGAACCUGCUGGCCAUGGAGCAGAUUCGGGGCUGUGAGCUGGAGCUGAAGGUGCAGGGGCAGCUGCUGCACCGGGACGAGUUCACCGUGCUGCGUGGGCGCCGCAAGUGCCAUCGACACGUCUUCCUCUUCGAGCAGCUGUUGCUCUUCAGCAAGCGCAAGGGCACCGAGGGCGGCUUGGACGUCUACGUCUACAAGCAAGCCUACAAGACAGCAGAUAUGGGGCUGACGGAGAAUAUUGGGGAGAGCGGGCUGCGAUUCGAGCUCUGGUUCCGGCGUCGCAAGCUGCGUGAGGCCUACACGCUGCAGGCCUCCUCACCCGAGGUGAAGCACAAAUGGACCAGUGCCGUGGCCCAGCUGCUGUGGAGGCAGGCCACGCUCAGCAAGGAACUGCGCACGCAGGAGAUGGUCUCCAUGGGCAUCGGGGACAAGCCCUUUGUCAGCAUCCAGGGCCCCAGCCAGGCCCUGCUGAGCAGCCUGCUCACAGGCAGAGCCGCCCGCACCCGUGCCUCGGUGGCUCUCUCUUCCUUCAGCCCCUGGGCCGGGGCCCCAUGCUCCCCGCCGGCUGCCACGUCGUCCCCCCGCCCCGGCCCUGCCCCCCUGGGCCUGUUCUGCGAUGCCAGCCCUGUUCCCCCUGCGGCAGGGCGCUCCCCCGGGGCCUGCUCGCUGCCAGGGCACCUGGAGGAGGAGGAGUGGGAGCUGGACGUCAAGCACAUCCCCCGCGCGUCCGAGACAGCCGCUGGCUCAGGAGCUGCUCCGGCUCUGGGGGAGCCGUCCCCCAGGGGGGCAGAGUCGCCAGGGGGCUCUGCCCCAGUGCAGCGCCGGCCGAGCUGGGUCUGGAGCCUGCACAGGAAGCUGUUUGCCUCGCGUGGCCGCGUGGGGCAGGAUCGGAGCCCUGGGGCCACCAGGAAUAGGACAGUCUGA